This is a messenger RNA of Paramecium octaurelia, 2122 nucleotides long. Lineage: Eukaryota; Ciliophora; Oligohymenophorea; Peniculida; Parameciidae. The record is from the annotation of a GenBank genome assembly.
UAUGAUUGAACAUGAUUAAUAGAUUCCCCUUCAAUAAACAAUAUUUCGAAAUGGUGUCUCCGUAUUACCAUUGCUAGUUAAGAAGAAUAGUAUGGGUCUAGCUUUAGAAAACAUUCCAAGAACCUAAACAUUUUCAAGACAAAUGCAACAAUCAGGUCAUAAUGACAGUGUAUAAUAAUCCAGAACUCCAACGAUGAAAAAUGAUUCACUUUAUGGUAAUAUUUUUAAGAAACCCAUUGUUAUUUAAAAACCAAAUUUUAUUUUAACGAAACCUGAUAACGAUUUUAGUUGGCCACUUUUCAAAAUAAAAAAUGAUCCAUUAAUAAAAUAAUUUUGGGAAAGAAGAGGUUACAAGGAUACAGAAAAGAAUUGGAUAUUUGAUGAUUACAUUUUUGCCAGUAAUAUGUUAAGAAUAGGAAAAAAGAAGAAAAUUGUCAAGGGUUAUUUUUAUAGAUUAACAAGUUCUGGUUUAUUGAUGUACUAUAAAAAAGUAUUUUGUAUUAUUAUUGUCAAAGGAAUCUGAUACAUUACCCAAAGGUUUCCUGUAAUUGAAUAUGUCGAUAAGAAUGAUUGUUAGUUUUUAAAAGACAAAAAGAAAUCUCUAAUUACCAGUAUUGUAUUUAGAAAAGACCCAAGGUGUUGGAAUAACUAUUUUUGAUCAUUUGAUUGACCAAACAUUAAAAUUAGGAGAAUGCAUCUAACAAUUUUGUUUAAUGAGAGGAUUCACUGUUUUAUAUGAAUAACUGGAAAUGCUGGGAAGCGGAGCAUUUGCAUCGGUUUAUAAAGUAAGUAGAAAAAGAGAUGAGAAGUAUUUUGCUGCAAAAACAUAUUUCAAAUAAUUCUAUGAUGAUCAUCCACACAAAGAAAGAUUGCUUGUAAAGAUAUUUAUUUAAAUAUAGGUUAGUCAAUGGUUUAUAAUGAAAUUACAACUCUUAAAAAUGUUGAUCAUUAAAAUAUCAUGAAACUAUAUGAAGUAAUUUAAGAAAAAGAUAAGUUGAUAUUAAUCAUGGAAUAUUGUGCAGGAGGAACAUUAUAUUCUUAUGUGAAAUAAAAGGUUAAAUUCAACGAUAAGCACUAUGCUUAUAUAUUAAAGUAAUUAUGUGAUGCUCUAUAUGAGAUGCAUAGAUUAAACUUUGUACAUAGAGAUCUCAAAUUAGAAAAUAUCAUGCUAGAAUCAAAAGACUAUUUAUAAUUAAAAUUAGUUGAUUUUGGUUUCUCUGAAAUCAUUAACGAAAAAUAAUUAGUUAGUUAAGCAGGAACUCCUGGUUUUCUUCCUCCAGAAAUUUUCAGAUAAAUACCUUAUACUGCUAAAAGUGAUAUCUUUAGUUUAGGUGUAAUUAUGUAUUUGGUAUAAAUUUAUUAUCUAUUCAGAUUGUUGCUGGAUAUAUGCCAUUCAAAGCCCCUACUGCAACAUAAAUCUUAGAGUUAAAUAGAAAAUGCCAAGUUAACUUUGAUAAGUCUCCUUGGCAAGAUGUUAAUCCAGAUUUGAAAUACUUAAUUAAGAAGAUGCUUGAAUUUAAAAUAGAAGAUAGAAUAAGUUGCUUAGAGAUUCUAGACAGUCCUUACAUUUUACAUCACUCACGUUAGACUUCAGAAACUAAUUAUAAAUCAAACUAAAUGUUAAGUGGACUUGAAUUGGAUAAGUGCAAUAGGCAAUCAAUGAAAAGUAUCAAAUAGUCUGAACAAUCUAAUGAUAGAAGCAAAGAAUUUUAAUUAGAUUUUUCAAUUCAUACAAAUGACAUCAAGUCUCUUUAUUAAAGGAAUUCUUAAAAGACUAAUAAAUCAAAUAGAUCAAUAAAUUCUUUAGCAAAAAACUCAUCAUAAAAAAAAAUAUCGCGAUCAGUGCCUAAAGAAUGUUAACUCUCUAAAUUUUAGAGCACCAAAAAGGUAGAGGAUUAGGACUCGCAUAAGAGUUUAAGCAAAAAGCAGAGUUCUUUUGGGGAUGUUAUAAUAUGUAAAAAUCAAAUUGAUUAUCAUUUAAUUAGAAGAAACAAAGAUUGUAACAUUUGAAGACACAGACUCUUUGAAAUUAGAAUAGAUUCUAUAUUUAAAAAGAGGUGGAUUAGCCUUUAAUAAACCAAAGAAACCUUUGGAUUAAUUUUCUAACUAAGACAACAACUGA